Messenger RNA from Salvelinus fontinalis (brook trout), 6426 nucleotides. RefSeq names its product equilibrative nucleoside transporter 1-like. Gene Ontology annotation, molecular function: nucleoside transmembrane transporter activity. Gene Ontology annotation, cellular component: plasma membrane. The coding region runs from base 351 to 1694 and encodes 447 amino acids. NCBI's taxonomy places the organism in Eukaryota, Metazoa, Chordata, Actinopteri, Salmoniformes, Salmonidae. The record is from RefSeq and is a predicted model, not a curated record. The transcript is spliced from 14 exons. Gene Ontology annotation, biological process: uridine transmembrane transport; nucleoside transmembrane transport.
GCUUAUUUGCAUGUGCGCCCCGCCCGUCACCACCACCAUACCGCUUUAGGAAUGAAUGCAGCCCCAGUUUGCAAUUUUUUUGGACAAAUGACUCGAGUCGACAACUGGAGCAAAUCUGUUGGGUCAAAAGAAUAACACCCACCAACUUUGUGGCGAAAAUUGAGCGCGUUUGAAUGUGAUAGCAUCCCACCACAUUUCAUCUUUUCUUUUCAGUUCUCCCGUCUGUGGCCAAAGGAAAGGACAUCUGCUUUGGUUUGGCACCACAGUGCACUGCUCACCUGCCUUCCACUCUUCAGAGAAUCCGUGCCACAUUUUUACUAAAGAGUUGGUUCCUGCAGAACUUCAGGAAAAUGACGGCCAUCAACGCUCCACGGGACAAGUAUAAUGCAGUGUGGAUAAUUUUUUUCAUCCUUGGCUUGGGAACCCUCCUGCCAUGGAAUUUCUUCAUGACUGCAACCAUGUACUUCACCAGCCGACUGAAGGACCCGGCUGUUGAGGGCUCAGCCAUUCUGACAGCCAACGCCACUGUGGUGGAGGGAGACACGAGGAGCGUCCUAGAGUCCAAGUUCAACAACGUGAUGACCCUGUGUGCCAUGGUGCCCCUGCUCAUCUUUACCUGCCUCAACUCCUUCAUCCACCAGAGGAUUCCUCAGAAUUGGCGUAUCGCCGGCUGCCUGUCUGUGAUCCUGGUGGUGUUUCUGUUGACGGCGGUGCUGGUCAAAGUGGACAUGGGUCCUCUCCCCUUCUUCUCUCUCACCAUCAUCAAAAUCAUCUGCAUCAAUUCGUUUGGGGCAGUGCUGCAAGGUAGUCUGUUUGGCCUGGCUGCAAUGAUGCCGGCCUCCUACACCACACCUAUCAUGAGUGGACAGGGUCUCGCUGGAACCUUCGCUGCCUUCUCCAUGAUCUGUGCCCUGGCCAGUGGCUCAGCCCUGCAGGACAGUGCCUUUGGCUACUUCAUCACUGCGUGCGUGGUCAUCUUCCUGGCCAUCCUGUCCUACCUCGCUCUGCCUAGUAUGGAGUUUUUCCAGUACUACCUGGAAAGUAAUGGAUCCAAGCCAGCCGGCGGAGAUGAGGAGAACAAGAUGAACCUAUUGAAAAAAGACAGCCCAGCAGAGAAGAGUCCAGUGGUCAGUCUGACAGAGGAGGAAGCCAAGCCCACGAUAUCUGUGUUUGCCAUCUUUAAACAGAUCUGGGUAAUGGCCCUCUCUGUGUGCUUCGUGUUCACCAUCACCAUCGGAACUUUUCCUGCAGUCACAGUUGAUGUCAGAUCCACCAUGGUCGAUGGAGGUGCCUGGGAUACAUACUUCAUCCCUGUGUCGUGUUUCCUGAUCUUCAACGUGAUGGACUGGGCAGGAAGGAGUCUGACGGCCGUGUGUAUGUGGCCCGGCAAGGACAGCGUCAUCCUGCCCGUCAUGGUGGGUCUCCGUGUGGUCUUUGUGCCUCUCUUUAUGCUGUGUAACGUCCAGCCCAGGAACAACCUGCCCGUGCUGUUCGCCCAUGACGCCUGGUACAUCGUCUUCAUUAUCCUCUUCUCCUUCAGCAAUGGAUACCUGGCCAGCCUCUGCAUGUGCUUUGGACCAAAGAAAGUGGCACAACGCGAAGCGGAGACGGCCGGGACCAUCAUGGCGUUCUUCCUGUCUCUGGGUUUGGCUCUUGGAGCUGCCCUGUCCUUUGUUUUCAGAAUCAUUAUCUAGACCUGGAGUCCCCACAACACCACCCCACAGAACACUGUCUUCUCCUCUACCCGCCGUGCAGGACGAGGGGUGGAGGAGGAGGUGAACUUUGCUGUGUUGACUGUCACACGGCAGCAACACUACAACACUCGGAUGCAGCCAGCCUCAGAGCUUGAGUGUUUGUGCUUCCACUCUUCCCACUGAAUUAUAAUACUCUCCAUUUUGAAAGAAUGCAAAAUUAAUCUAGUUCAGCUGGCUAUGUAACUGCUCUCAUCUCGUGCUCUAGUUGCCAACAUGUCUCUCAUCCUGCAGGGAACAUGGUGGAAGACCGGAGAAGCGCUCUCAGCUCAAGGGAGUAUUUCAGCUCUUAGGCCAAAAUGCCGCUAUGAGGCGUAAAUGGUGCAGGACAUGUAUUUAUAUGGAUUGCGAAAUGAUUGUGAAACUGCAGCUUCUAAUAUCUUAGUAUGUGUUAUCAUUGAGUUGUAUUGGCCCUCUAGUUUAGAAUAGGUUUUAAAUUUCAAUUAAGUUGUUUUACCAGCCUAUGUCCGUGUGUAAAUGCUCAUUAUGGUAGCGCUUUGCCCUGACAUGUAUUUUAAGCACAGCUACAACAAAUAUGCAGCUACUAAUUACAUGCGUUGUGCUAGUGAACGUGAGGGGAGGAGAGUUUUUGUAAACUCACCCGUUCAUUUGCGGUGUCAGAUUGUGCCAUUUUUCGGGUUCAUCAAAACAUUUUGUAUCAGAACUACAAUGAACAAAAAUAUCAACGAAGAUUUUACUGAGUCAGGUCAUAUAAGGAAAUCAGUCAAUUUAAAAAACGAUUCAUUAGGCCCUAAUCUAUGGAUUUCACGACUGGGAAUACAGAUAUGCAGAUAGCGCCAUCGUAUAGAGUUGAUCAGUGGUAAAAUGUUGGGUUUUAUUUGUCUUAUUUACAGUGAGUGUCUAAGGCCUACUUUUUAUUAUUAUUUGCAUAAAAUACUUCAACUAAUUUCUCGUGGCCUGUGAAAUGUUGUCCCACUCUUCAAUGGCUGUGUGAAGUUGCUGGAUAUUGGCGGGAAGUGGAACAUGCUGGCAAUGGAAGAACUGGGACAUUUUCAGGGUCCAGGAAUUGUGUACAGAUCCUUGCAACACGGGGCCGUGCAUUAUCAUGCUGAAACAUGAGGUGAUGGUGGCGGAUGAAUGUCACGACAAUGGGCCUCAGGAUCUCGUUGCGGUAUCUCUGCAUUUAAAUUGCCAUCGAUAAAAUGCAAUUGUUUUCAUUGUCCAUAGCUUAUGCCUGCCCAUACCAUAACCCCACCGCCACCAUGGGGCACUCUGUUCACAACAUUGACAUCAGCAAACCGCUUGCCUACACGACGCCAUACUGCCAGUUGCCCUGUACAGUUAACUGGGAUUCAUCUGUGAAAAGCACACUUCUCCAGUGUGCCAGUGGCCAUCCAAGGAGAGCAUUUACCCACUGAAGUCAGUUAUGACGCCAAACUGCAGUCAAGACAAGACCCUAGUGAGGACAACGAGCAUGCAGAUGCGCUUCCCUGAGAUGGUUUCUACAGUUUGUGCAGAAAUUCUUCAGUUGUGCAAACCCACAGUUUGAUCAGCUGUCCGGGUAGCUGGUCAGACACUGCCAAAUUCUCUAAGCCGCCUCUGUCGAGAAAUUAACAUUCAACUUUCAGGCCACAGCUCUGGUGGACAUUCCUGCAGUCAGCAUGCCAAUUACAUUCUCCCUCAACUUGAGCCAUCUGUGGCAUGGUGUUGUGUGACAUCUGCACACUUUAGUGGCCUUUUGUCCCCAACACAAUGUGCACCUGUGUAAUGAUUAUUCUGUAUAGUCAGCUUCUUGAUAUGCCACACCUGUCAGCUGAAUGAUUUAUCUUGGCAAAGGAGAAAUGGUCACUAACGGAUGUAAACCAAAGUGUGCUGGAAAUUGGAGAGAAAUAAGCUUUUUGUGCGUAUGGAACAUUUCUUGCAUCUUUUUUAUUUCAGCUCAAGACCAACACACUUUUUACAUGUUGCGUUUUAUUUUUUUCUUCAGUGGUGGAAAAAGUACACAAUUUUCCAUACUUGAGUAAUUUUCUAUUAAAGGCUCUUUACUUUAACUAUUAUUUUAACACUAUUGUAGUUACUAUUUUAGUAAAAUUAAGUAUUUGGUGUUUAAAUAUAUUCACAUAUUAAAAGUAAAUAUUUUAGAAUUCUUUAUAUUACGGAAACCAGAUGGUACCAUUUUUUUGUAUGUAUUUGCAGAUAGCCAGGGGCACACUCAAACAAUUCACAAACGAAGCAUCUGUGUUUAGUGAGUCCGCCAAAUUAGUCGCAUGACUAGGGAUGCUCUCUUAGUAAAUGCGUGAAUUGGGCCAUUUCUGUCCUGCUAUGCAUUAGAAAUGUAACGAGUACUUUUUGGAUGUCAGGGAAAAUGUAUGGAGCAAAAGGACAUUUUUCUUUAGAAAGGUAGUAAAGUACAGAUAGCCCAAAAAAUACUUUAGUACUUUAAAGUAUUUUUACUGUAUUACUAUACACCACUGUUUUUUCUAUCAUUUAAGCAACUUUUAUCAUGUGUAAUGCCAAUUUAUCUUACCAUUUCUACCGAUCUGCGUGCCAGUUAUGGUUUUCAAAUGCAUAUUUUCUUGAAUAAUUUAAUUUAUAGUAACGUAUUCAUAUUUCAAAAUCAUGAAACGUAUCAACUAUUAAUUUGGGUCAGGCCCGAAGCUUGCGCUAGCGAGCUUGCAACAUUGUAUAAAAUAUUUUGGGCUCUCAGUUUCCGGUGCCAGUGAGAUUGGGACAUAGCUGGCUAUUUGCGCAAGGGAUAAGAAGCAGUGCUUGAUUUUGGCGAGCGCCCACCGGAGCUGAAUACAGGCGCCUCAAAUGUUUUACUGCUUGAGCUCCUUUUCCAAUUAUAGAAUAUAAACAGUACCAGCACACAAAAUGAUUACCGGAACCUAAAUCAGUCAAGCACUGAUAAAAUGGGCCUACCUGAUUACUUGUUUCCACUGGAUCGGAAAAUGGCAUUUUAACCUUUCAUGCUGAGUGGUUAACGAGAGGGCAGGAAAAACAUUUAAAAUACAUUCAGGAACUAUUGUAGUUCUUAAUGCGGUCUGUUUUAACAGCCAUUAACGUGCUGUUUUGAGGUGAAGAAAACAUUACUUUGAGAAGCUCCACAUGUCAGUAGUGGUGGUGUGUUAACCCAAUCAAAAAUACUAUCAAAUCCCAAAAUGGGCACAUUUGCACGCAGGCCAGUUAGCCUAUAGGCCUACUAUGCUUGCACGUCCUUAACACUGGCAGGAGCGCCCCAAACAAAAGACAUGGCUAAAUUGACGAAACUCGUAAAUGAAAUAAAAUAAACCGGUUUCUCACAAGUGUAGCAUAGGUUGUGCACUCUGCAAACAAUUUGUCCACAGACAAUAACGGAAAGACUGAAAUAUUAACAUUGAACGCAUUAACAGAAAUGACAAUAACCAAAAUAACAAACAUUGUAGAUUAGGAAUUAAUGGUAAAUGUACUACUAGUAAUAUGUAAUGGGGAAUUGAUAUACUCUUAACAAUCAAAUGCAAACAAUUCACACAAUGAAGGUGUGAAACAAUGAAUGUGCAAAUAUUGGCGGGAGAGGGCGCAUUCAGUAGAAAAGUGCAUCUGGGCACAUGGUCAAUGCAAUGUCUGCAUUGGCCAUUGAAAAUGUAAGUUGUUGCCGCCUGAGAAGAAGUCCGGGCAUUCAUACUUUGCGGAGCAGUAGAGCUGUUAAGGGACUGAGUUUGUGGGGGCGGUACAUCCUGUAGAAAACAUACGGUCAACCAAUCAUGUCAAUGCGGACCUAUACAGAGCCCUCCGCUUUGCACAUUUGGGAGGAACAUGGCGGUGUGGUACGGAGCUUGACUUGGCUUCUGCAUGCCUCCUGGAGGCUUCGCAAUUGCGUCAAACCCUCUGACCACAUUACAGAUCAAGCAUCAAUUGUCUUUUGUGUAGGCCUCCGCAAUGGAUUAGUUCACAGAGAUGGGCGCAAAUAUACACUGCUCAAAAAAAUAAAGGGAACACUUAAACAACACAAUGUAACUCCAAGUCAAUCACACUUCUGGGAAAUCAAACUGUCCACUUAGGAAGCAACACUGAUUGACAUUAAAUUUCACAUGCUGUUGUGCAAAUGGAAUAGACAAAAGGUGGAAAUUAUAGGCAAUUAGCAAGACACCCCCAAAAAAGGAGUGAUUCUGCAGGUGGUAACCACAGACCACUUCUUGCUUCCUGGCUGAUGUUUUGGUCACUUUUGAAUGCUGGCGGUGCUCUCACUCUAGUGGUAGCAUGAGACGGAGUCUACAACCCACACAAGUGGCUCAGGUAGUGCAGCUCAUCCAGGAUGGCACAUCAAUGCGUGCUGUGGCAAGAAGGUUUGCUGUGUCUGUCAGCGUAGUGUCCAGAGCAUGGAGGCGCUACCAGGAGACAGGCCAGUACAUCAGGAGACGUGGAGGAGGCCGUAGGAGGGCAACAACCCAGCAGCAGGACCGCUACCUCUGCCUUUGAGCAGAAGGAGCACUGCCAGAGCCCUGCAAAAUGAUCUCCAGCAGGCCACAAAUGUGCAGUGUUCCCUUUAUUUUUUUGAGCAGUGUAUUUGUUUUAGUUGAGCAGUAACAAUCUCGGUCGACCAAACAGUUGACCAGUCGACUAAUUGGGGUAAGCCCUAGUUUGUUGUGUAGUUCUAUUCAAACCGUUUUGGUACAAGUUGAAUUUGCCUGGAUCGUAUGUCAGGUUGUUUUUAUGAAUAAAAAAAUGUAAUGUG